AUGUCAACAACUUGGGCUUCAUCAUCGUCCUACUGGUGCUACAGAUGCAACCGAUUCAUCAGAGUUCUCACCCAUCCUCAAGAUUCGUCCCUAAUUUGCCCCGAUUGCAACGGCGGAUUCAUAGAGGAGAUUGACAGCGCCCAACUCUCCGGAUCAAUGCUGUCGGAAUCUAUCCACCGGAGGUUUCCCGCCGCCGCUAUGUACACAUCCGAAAACGACCAAAGCCCCAACCCGAGUCUUAGCUCUAGUCCUUUCCCUAACCUCACCCCGCCGGUGCUUCAGCGGGCCAGAAGAAACACCGGUGAACGAUCUCCCUUCAACCCAGUCAUCGUCCUCCGUGGACCCACAAGCAAUUUGAGCACACCGGAAGCGUCUGAUGAAGCGACCACCGGAGCAGGUGGGUUUGAGUUGUACUACGACGACGGAGCUGGGUCUGGGUUGAGGCCAUUACCGGCAAGUAUGUCGGAGUUUUUAUUGGGCUCCGGUUUUGAUCGUUUUCUGGAUCAAUUAUCUCAAAUUGACGCUAACGGAUUUGGGAGAAUCAGCAACAAUCCACCCGCAUCAAAAUCCGCGAUUGAAUCAAUGCCAACAAUCGAAAUCCAAGAAAAUCACAUCUCCACUGAAUCCCAUUGUGCUGUAUGUAAAGAACCAUUUGAUUUAGGAACAGACGCUAAAGAAAUGCCGUGUAAGCAUAUAUACCAUCCAGAUUGCAUUCUUCCAUGGCUAGCUUUACGUAACUCCUGCCCUGUCUGCCGCCAUGAACUACCACCGGAUAAUCAAGAUUCUAUAGAAUCCAACAGAUCACAAAUCAAUGAUAAUCAUAAUAAUAAUAAUCAGUCGGAAGAAGCAGUUGGGUUGACAAUAUGGCGGCUCCCUGGUGGUGGGUUUGCUGUCGGGAGGUUUUCCGGUGGGAUGAGAGGAGGUAAUAGAGAAUUUCCGGUGGUUUUUACAGAGAUGGACGGUGGUUUCAACAACCACAACAACAAUGGUGGUGCCCCAAGGAGGAUUUCAUGGGCUUUAAGAGGUAACAACAAUGGGGGUAGAGAGAGUGGUAGAUUCCGGCGACUUUUGCAUAGUUUUUUUUCUUGUUUUAAUGGUGGUGGGAGGGCAAUAGGGUCAAGUUCUAUGUCAAAUUCUUCAUCGACUUCUUCAUGGCGACAUAGAGCUUUGGGAUUUGAUGCAAAUAAUGGGGUUUUGAGACGAUAA
Lactuca saligna is the source of this 1206-nucleotide messenger RNA. The record is from the annotation of a GenBank genome assembly. Lineage: Eukaryota; Viridiplantae; Streptophyta; Magnoliopsida; Asterales; Asteraceae.